AGAAAGGUGAACUGGAAGAAGAGUGAAGCAGCAGCUGCACAAGCAAGUAUUAUUGUACUCAUGCUGAUUUUGCCAAUACAUCUAAAGUCCUGGUUGAGUAAAGUUCGUUUGUUCAACACAUAUAUCUUCUCCACAUUCACAAAGAGAUUGUGACUCACCUGUGCAGUGAAACCACCCCCUCAGAAAUUCACCAAUAAAUGCUCUGAUUAUUUCCAUCAUCUUAGAAGUGAAGAAAGAAAAAGGUGUAACCACUGAAGCCUACUGACAUACUAUUGUAAAAAUGCAGUUUGUUAAAGAGGAGAGUGAAGACAUGAGUGAUCCAGAGUCACACAGAAUGAAAAAUGAAGAUACUGAGGAACAAAGAGACUUGAUUGAAGUGAAAGAGGAAAGUCAAGAACUGAAUGAUGUGGAGGAGAAAAAUCAGUGUCAAGAAUUUGAGAAUUUAAUGACUAGAGAAGAAUAUUUUAGUGGCUUAAAGACUGAAAUAAAUUUCUCAAAGAAAAUAACUCAAAAAAUAAGAGUCAAAAAUUAUUUUACAUGCCUUCAAUGUGGAAAUAGUUUCUUAUAUAAAAGAAACCUUAAGACUCACAUGAAAAUCCACUCUGGAGAAAAGCCCUUCACCUGCCAUCAGUGUGGAAGGAGUUUUACAUAUAGUGGGGAUCUUAAGCGACACACGAGAAUUCACACCGGAGAAAAGCCUUUUGCAUGCCUUCAAUGUGGAAAUAGUUUCUUGUAUAGAAGAAACCUUAAUAUUCACAUGAGAAUACACACUGGAGAGAAGCCUUUCACAUGCCAUCAGUGUGGAAAGAGUUUCACAGAGAGAGGAGGGUUUAAGCGUCACAUGAGAAUUCACACUGGAGAGAAGCCUUUCACAUGCCAUCAGUGUGGAAAGAGUUUCACAGAGAGAGGAGACCUUAUAAAUCACCUACGACUUCACUCAGGAGAGAAGAUUUUUACAUGCCUUCAAUGUGGAAAUAGUUUCUUAUAUAAAAGAAACCUCAAGACUCACAUGAAAAUCCACUCUGGAGAGAAGCCCUUCACCUGCCUUCAGUGUGGAAAGAGUUUUACAUAUAAAGGAAAUCUUAAGACUCACAUGAGAAUUCACACGGGAGAGAAGCCUUUCAUAUGCUCUCAGUGUGGAAAGAGUUUCACACAAACAGCCCAUCUCACAAUUCAUCUGCGCAAUCACUCUGGAUUAAAGCCAUUUAAUUGUGAUCAGUGUGGCAAGACAUAUACGCGUGCAUCACAUCUAAAAGUACACAUGGCAAGUCAUACAAAUGAAAAGACUUGCGUGUGUUCUUUUUGUGGAAAGAGUUUCAUUACAUCAGCACAUGUGAAAAUCCAUGAGAGAGUGCAUACUGGAGAUAAGCCAUACCACUGCACUUCGUGUGGGAAGAGUUUCACCCAAUUAAGUAAUUUACAGACUCAUUUAAAAAAGUGUUUUUCAAAGUGAGCAAAGUUAAUUUCAGGUACAACAAUUUCUGUGUUGUAACUAGAGCUAUCAAAAUUAAUCCGUUAAUGCAUGUGAUUUAAUUUAAAAUGUUGGUAACACUUUACAAAAUGGUUCCAUUUGUUAACAUGAACUAACAAUAAACAAACCUUUUACACAAUUUAUUAAUAUCGGUUCAUGUUAAUUUCAACAUAUACUAACAUAACCUUUGAUUUUAAAAAUGUAUAUUUUAACAUUAGUUCAUGCACUAUGAACUAACAUUAACAAUGAACAAUUGUAUUUUUAACUAACAUUAAAAAAUAUUUAUAAAUGCUGUAAAAAUAUCUUGUUCAUUGUUAGUUCAUAAUACCUAAUGCAUUAACUAAUGUUAGCAAAUUGAACCUUAUUGUAGUGUUACCAAAAGGUUUAACACGUGAAUUUUUAUUAAUCAAGUUUCAAGAUCUUUAUUGUCAUCUGUGCUUUUUUGCACAAUGAAAUUCUUUUGUAAACUCCUCUCAAAAAACAGGGGUAACAGGGCAUAUAUAUAUAUAUAUAUAUAUAUAUAUAUAUAUAUAUAUAUAUAUAUAUAACAUUUUUUUUUAAAAAACAAUGUAAUAAAAUAAAAAGCAAUAUAAUAUAAAAAAAAUAUGCACAAUAAAAGCAAUACCCACCUUUAAAAAGAGAUAAAUAUAAAUAUGAAAAGAGAUGCAGUGCAGGUACUGAUAAAGUGACCAGUAGUGUUAAAGUGUCAGUGACUAUCAUUGCAUUAUGGAAUGUGUGUAUAAUAGUCCAGUUGGUAAAGUGCAGUGUAGUUUAGCAUGGGGAGGUCUUAUCCUGAUGGCACCAGUGGUAGUGGAUGGCGACUAUUGAUCAUCCUGAUGGCCUGGGAAUAUAAGCUGUCCAGGAGUCUGGAAGAUCUGGCUGCAGUAUUUCAAUACCGCUUGCCAGACUUCAUGAGGGUGAAGAAUUUAUAGGCAGGAUGGGUGAGAUCACUGAUUACAUUACUAGCCCAUUUGAACAUUCUUUUAUUGUAGAUGUCCUGGAGUAAGGGGAGAUUCAUCCCUGUGAUUUUCUGGGCUAACCGUAACACCCUCUGCAAUGCCUUCCUGUCUUGUGCUAUGCUGUUGCCAUACCACACAGUUAUGCAACAGGGUAACACACUUUCUACAGUACAUCUGUAAAAGUUGUUGAGGAUUUGUGAUAACAUACCGAACUUCCUCAGUCUCAGAAGGAAGUACAUCCUCUGAUUGGCCUUUUUAACCAACUGCGUUGUGUUCUUUGUCUACUUUAAGUCCUCGCAGAUGUGGACACAGAGGAACUUGUAGCUUUCCACUCUCUCUGCCUCAGAGUCUCCAAUCAUUAGUUGCCAAUGGAAUCGCUCGCCCCUCCUCAUGUCCCAUCCAUCUUCUUGGUCUUGCUGAUGUUCAGUGUGAGAUUGUUAGUCUCACACCAUGUGACCAAUUCUGACACCUCUCUCCUGUAGGCCGUCUCAUCAUUGCCUGUGAUAAGACCAAUGACUGUGGUGUUAUCAGUAAACUUUAUGAUGACAUUGUUGGGUUGGGCAGCAACACAGUCAUGUGUGAAGAGAGUGUACAGCAUAGGGCUGAGUACACAGCCUUUAGGUGUGCCUGUGUUCAUGAUGAGGGUGCUAGAGGAGUGUUUUCCGAGAGGAACAUGUUGGGGUCUACCAGUGAGGAAGUUCUGUAACCAGUUACACAGUGUAGGAGGUAACCCUAGGUUGUGCAGGUUAGUUAUGGGUAUUGAGGGGAUGAUAGUAUUAAAUGCAGCGCUGUAGUCAAUAAAAAGUAGUCUGGCAUAACUGUCCUUAUUUUCCAGGUGGGCUAGUAUUGUGUGUAUGCUAAAUGAGACCGCAUCCGCUGUGGAUCUGUUUGUCCUGUACGCAAACUAUAGUGAGUCCAGGGUUGCUGGUAUAAUGCUCAGGAUGUGGUCCUUGACGAGGCUCUCAAAACAUUUCAUGAGAACCGCUGCAGUUCUGGAAACAUCCCAUUCAGUACAUGCAAAGCAGUCUUUCAGUGUCUGUUCAGCUACCUCAGACCACACUCUGAUUGUUUUCUUCACUGGGGCACACUGUUUCAGUUUCUUUUUAUAAACUGGAUAUAAGAAGUGUGUGGUGUGGUCUGAGCAUUCGAGAUGAGGUCGGGGUUUAGCUUUGUAAGCUCUCUGUAUCUUGGUAUAUACAUGAUCCAUCGUAGCAACACAUUUACCAAUUUUCACAUGUUUCUAACAUUUUAUUCAGCUCCAUGUGAGUUAUAAAAACUGGUUGGAGUAGGGCAAAACCUUUGCGACGUGUCCGGCGGGGACAUCACACUGAUGUACACACCACAAACAAACACAACAGUGAUUCCAUGUCAAUGAUCAAGUGAUGGAGGUAGGACCUCUUUGUACCCGUUCCCAUUGAGCCUUCGAAGCAUCAAGGUCAAGGUCAACUUUAUUUAUAAAGCACAUUUCUAAUACAACUAAUGUAUCCCAAAGUGCUCUACAAAGAUAUUUUCAACAAUAAGAAGCAGAAAUAAAAUAAUACAAAAGUUAAGAUAAAACCAAUCCCCUUCUGAAUGAGACGCAAAAGCCAGGGUAUAAAAGUGACAGGGUUGAUUUAAAAGCAUUGAGAGUGGGAGCUGAGCUAAUUCUCAAUCACCUUAAUGUUUUAGGCAUGACCGAGGUAUCUGAAGAAGGAAUUUAUCGGCAGAUCUAAGAUUCCUUACAGGCUGAUGUAAAAUCAGCAGAUCUGAUAAGAAGGGGCGUGGCCAGUUAAAGAUUUAAAAACAAAUAAUAGAACCUUAAAAUGGAUCCUGUAUUUGAUGGGUAACCAGUGAAGAGAGGCCAGAAUAGGGGUAAUACUGUCUCUCUCUCUCUCUCUGGCGCCAGUCAGUAAUCUUGCAGCAGCAUUCUGUACCAACUGCAAAUGGUAUAAAGAUGACUGGCUGAGGCCCAGAUACACAGCAUAGCAAUAAGCCUAGAUGAUACAAAAGCAUGUAGUACCAUCUCCAUGUCUUUAAAUGAGAGCAUCGGUUUUAACUUUGCAAUUAACCUUAGUUGAAAAAAGCUUCUUUUCACCACCGCACUGACUUGUUUCUCAAAGUUUAGCUCAGAGUCAAAGACUACACCAAGACUUUUGCAUAAGGGCGAACGGCUCUGGAGAAAGACCCCAUAUAGUAAAAAAUUCGAGGGCCGGUGCUAAGAGAACCAAAAACAACAAUUUCAGUUUUGUUCUCAUUUAGAUGGAGAAGGUUCCUAGCCAUCCAACAUUUUACAUCUUCAAGACACACAUUAAUAUUUGCAGAGGAGCCAUUAUCAGGAUGCAGUGGAACAUACAGCUGUGUAUCGUUGGCAUAGCAAUAAGAAAUAUGAUAUUUCUUAAAAAUAGAACCCAAAGGUAUCAUAUACUAUGAAAAUAAAAUAAGGCUUAAAAUAGAACCUUGAGGCAGGCCACAGGAGAAAGGCACAGGGGGAGAUGUGUGGUUACCAAUUCUAACUGCCAAAGACCUGCCUGUCUGACCUGGCUGUGCCACUAAUACCAACCUCCUGCUUUAAGCAGGCUAAAAGGAUGCUAUGAUGAACUGUAUCGAACAGCGCAGUUAUAUCAAGCAAAAUUCAAAUUACUGUGCUACAAGAGUCCAAAGUAAGCAAAGGUAAUUUGUCACUUUAAGAAGAGUGGUUUCUUUACUAUGACGGGGUCUAAACCCAGAUUGGAAUUUAUCAAAAAUAUUAUAUUCUGCUUAAAAUGAGGAAAGUGUGAAAAGACUAUCUUCUCAAGAACUUUCAAUAAAAAGUAAUUGUAGAGAGAGGUCAAAAGUUGUUAAAGUUGGUAGGAUCAAGAUUUGGCUUCUUAAGAAAAGGCAUAAUCACUGCGUGCUUAAGGCUGGAAGGAACAACGCCAGUGCUUAAGCUAUUCAUAAUGGCCAAAACAGAUGGACCAUUCAAGCCAAGCACAUCUCUAAAAUGCCGUGUGGGCAUAAUAUCCCAAGGUGAAGAAGUGCGUUUCAUCUUAAAAAUUAUAUCUGUAAGCUUAGAAAGAGAGAGGGGGGUAAAAAUGAGUUAACUGAGCAGAAUAAGUAGGAAUAGAAGGAUCAUAGCUCUUAAUAGAAAUACAGGAAUGCAGAGCAGCUACCUUGCUCAUAAAAAAAAUCUAAAAAGAUUACACAAGACUCAUGGGUAGCAUCUGGAUAUGAAGUAACACUGGGAUUAAUUAUUUUGUCCAAAAUAUUAAACAGAACAUUUGAGUUAUGUGAGUUUUUAGAAAUUAAAUCUGAAAAAUAUUUAGUUUUCUCAGCUUUUACAGAGAGCUGAUAAGCAGACAGACUGUUCUUUAAGAUCUCAUAGGAUACUUGUAACUUGUCUUGUUUCCAUUUGCAUUCAGCUUUCCGGCAUUCCUGCCUAAGGGCUUGUGUAUGGUUAUUAAACCAAGGCUGUGUCCAAGGUUUGGGAGACUUGGUUCUAAAACGGGAAAUAGAGUCCAGAAUAUUUGUAAAGGUCUCAUUAAACAACAUAGAAAGCUCCUCAGUACACAAACUAAUCGAAGGGGCUUCCAUAAUGCUAGAUGCUUUAGACUCUGAAAAUUCCAUUGCUGUGAAAGAAGAGAUGGGACAAAAAUGAUACCGAGGCUUGUGCUCAAUCAGAGGAAUAUAUGAAAAUAUUGCAUUAAAAGUAACAGCCAUAUGAUUAGACAGACAAAAUUCAUUGAUAUCAGUAUUACAUAUUGGAAGACCAAGGGAUAAAACAAGAUCAAGCGUAUGUCCGUGUUCAUGCAUAGGACCAGUAACUUGCUGUGUAAAGUCAAAUUAAUCAGUGAGUUGCACAAACUCCUUCACCAAAUGAUGGGAAGGGCAACAAACAUGAAUAUUAAAGUCACCCACAAUGAGAAGUUUAUCUGCUGUAGGGAUGAUAGUAGAAAGAAAAGUCCCAAAUUCAUGAGUAAAGUCCUUUUAUGAUAUCUAGGUGCAGUGUUUCCCAUAGGAUUUUGUGAGACUAUGGGGGUGGACCUCCGACCCUCUCGGGGGGUCCGGGGGCAUGCUCCCCUGUAAGAAAAUGUUGUACAUUUUAAAGUGAAAUACUUCCAUCUGGUGCACUUUGAGAGCAAAAUUAAGAGGCUAGUGUUGUGCUCUUGUAAACAAUUUUGUAGCUGACUGAACUGACUGGUGCGUGAGAGAGAGCGCAAAACACAACCUUUUAUUUUAUGUUAUUAUGAGACUGAGAAGUGCAAUUAUAAUAUGAUACAGUAUUAUUUUUAUAACUUUGAGGAUUUGUUGUAUGCAAUAGUAAUAUAUUUCUGUCUUAUUUACUUUUUCACCUGGAGGCUGCAGUGUAUUGUUCAGCAUUUUAUUUUAUGUAAGCAUCGUAGGCAACAUUCAUAUCAGUAUUGUAACGGUAAACAUACAAGGCACUGUGGCCCCUCAGCACACUAGAGUAGAAGGGGGGGGACAUUGCCAUUUAUCAAGCGCUGAAACUUUGCUUGAUGCAGAAUAAUCUGGAAUCAUGUUAAACUUUGCAACCUGAACUUGUUCAGAACGUUAAAUCUUUGUGACACCUGCGCUAAAAACAAUCAAGAUGCAGCCCCAUGAAUGAAACACAAUGCAGGUGUCUCGACAUGCGUUUUUGAAACCUGACGUUCUUUUUAACUUGACACUAUCUAAAAAUGUGCCGGUCCUGCGUGAGACACUGAAGAAAUAGCGAGACACGGUGCAGCAGGUAUGGACGAUUGUCCAGUGUGUGUUUACAAAGGAAAACAAUGGAAAAACGGAGCAGAUGCAUGCAAAAACACGUGCAGUGUGAACGGCCCGUAACACAUCCGUUUGUGUGAGUGAGAGCGCAUGGGCGAAACAAGUUUGGAAGUCCUGUAUAUUUUUUCAUAAAUUACAAACCCAAACUCAAAGUCCUACUUGAAAAAGUGACCCGCAACCGGCGGACCUCUAACGUGAACUGCUCUAAGAGUGCUGACAACAGUGUAUUCACGUGUGUACCCAGAACAAAAUGUCACCCCUCAAGUAGUUUUUGCUGAGCUUUCCUACCAGGGCAGGAGCCAAUUGCAUGGUUUGCGUAGUGGUUAAAUCCGCUACUAAUGGUGCUUCUUUCAAUGAAAAAUACAGCCGUUCGAGCAGCAAGCAACCACGGGAAAAGGUGAGGAAGCCAGAGAGUUGAAAAAAUGCUCUCCACCGGGAUUUCGUCUGCACAGAUCCGGAACAAAGAAAUGUAAAUUAAGAAGGGAUUGACGAUCAUAAGUCAAUGCAGCAGUAGUUUUCAGAGCAUAGAGGCACACCACCAACAGCAGUAAAUAUAAAACAAGUGGCACAAAUGAGAAACGACGGCAAUCCAACAACCAUCCAGGUACCAUAUUGAAUCCUAAAUGUUAAUGUAGUGUUGUAGUACUUGAGACCAGACCAUAUUUUUAUGGUUUUGAUCUUAUGGACUCUGGAGCAUUUGGACUCAGUCUUGACUCGGACUCGAACAAGUGUGGACUCUGACUUUACCCCGAAACCAGUUGAGUCCCUUCAAAAAAAUAUACCAUGAGCGCUCUGACUUAUCUGAAAAACAUUUUUCUGACUGACAAUUUCAGCGAUAUUGUAUUUCCCGCAUUUCUGUCAGCUGUGUUGAAUCUGAAUUAGUGAUACCCAGUUCUCUAAUGAAUAGGCCCUGUGGCAGUCUGAGCAAGAGAUGGACACAGUGGGUGCAUUGUCAAGGCUAGGAGAGGCAUUUAUUUGAAAUAAUAAUAAACAGAACAUUUUCAAAAAGGGAAAUAAAUAAUGUCCAAGAUAAAAACUGUCCAAAAUAAAGUGGAAUCUGGCGUCCUCGUGGUGAAAGGGGGGCGUUGUGUAGGAUGGGGAGUGUCCACAAGAUGAUCUACAUGCGCUCCCUUCCAUGAUCUGUGGGGUGAGGGGUGCAGCUCCUUUGGCCUCUCAGCUUCCCUGGGCUGUGGCUAGUGUGAGGGGAAAGGUUGCCCUGCAUCCAUGCCCAUCGGCCACUAUGUGUGCUCCAAUUGUUGAAUUAGUUGCGACGCCUGGUGGGGUGCAGGUCUGGCAUGCGUCUAAUUCGUCUGGUACCCUCCCCACUCUGCUCCUGGAUCUGCGAGGACGCCAGUGUGUGUGACCAGGAGAAAGAAUUCGUCUCCCUGAGUAGAGGCGCGCUCUGCAUUUUAAUGGAAGCGUUGAUGUGGCUCCACUCGCAAGAGAUGUGCCUAUUCAUCUGCUGCCCAAACAAGGCUCAUAAAGUUACGCCUCUCCUCGACUCCAGCCCACUCCCAUUGUGAGACUGGCUGAAGAAUGGUAUAUGUCUCAUCACUGUCACGACUGCUAUGUUGAUCGGAACUGCACCCAAGAAUUUCACACACCAUUGCACUUGUGUAUAUGGCUGUGUGACAAUAAAGUGAUUUGAUUUGAUUUGAUUUGAGAAUGGCCCUAAGAGGCGGGGCGAUGAUGACGAGAGGGAGGGGUGGGUCGUUCCACCACAGCCCUUUUCCACUGCAGAGACUAAAGUCAGUUUUAGGUACUUUUCCCCGGGACUACUACUAUUCUGCGUUUUCACAAUUGAGGAACUAUAGCGCCUUGUAGCCAUUUUAAAGGACAUUUUUAGCUUCUACUCCAGGCUUGGUACUUUUGUGGGCAUGGAGGAACUGUGGGAGGUGCUGCAACCUAUGAUUGGUCAAAAACCUAUGACGCACAAAACACUGAGAAAUGCAAAAAGGCAUUUGUAAACAGACUGCUAGCUGCUAGCCUGCUACUCAAAUGAUUGCGCUAAUUUUACAAUUCCCUGAUUUACUUAAUGGAAAUAACAAAAUAAAUUAAAUAAAAAUAAAUAAAAGUAUUGAGAGAGAUGGAAAAUAAGAAUUCCUGUUUUUAUUUGCUUUUACAAAUAUACUAUGUAUUUACCCUGAAUUAUUUUUACUUAUUGAACUUAUAUGUAACCUUACAAGUUUAAAAUGUUUACCUUGUUUCAUAUAUUUUACAAUUUAUGCUUGUUUGACAUACUUUUACUGUAGUACCUUUGAAUAACUAUUAGAUGGCAUCAAUGUAUUAGUUUUGAGGGCAAUGCUGAAACUGCAAUAAUGUAACCUUGGAGUAUGCAAAGGCCUCUGUGUGUUUGUUACAGGCAGCUGUGUGUUUAAACAUACAAAGAGAAAAAGUGCAGGUGUGGCAUCAGUGUGUGUGUGUGUGUAUAUAUAUAUAUAUAUAUAUAUGAAAGGUGAAAGUCACACUCUCCCAACAACAUAAAGAUAUACAUAUUUGGACAGGGGGAUGGACCAAACAGCCAGUGAACAAAAAUGGAGCAUAUGAAAAGAUGUUCAACAGGAGGGCACGUCCUUGGAGUGUUGUCUUUUAAUAAUUGUGGUGUUGGCAUGUAUAAGCAAUUUUUAUGUUCAAUAAAACAACUAAAACAUU
This is a messenger RNA of Myxocyprinus asiaticus (Chinese sucker), 9819 nucleotides long. Its product is annotated as gastrula zinc finger protein XlCGF8.2DB-like. The transcript is spliced from 3 exons. Gene Ontology annotation, cellular component: nucleus. Gene Ontology annotation, molecular function: RNA polymerase II cis-regulatory region sequence-specific DNA binding; DNA-binding transcription activator activity, RNA polymerase II-specific. Gene Ontology annotation, biological process: regulation of transcription by RNA polymerase II; central nervous system development. The coding region runs from base 281 to 1453 and encodes 390 amino acids. Lineage: Eukaryota; Metazoa; Chordata; Actinopteri; Cypriniformes; Catostomidae. The record is from RefSeq and is a predicted model, not a curated record.